AUGAAGAAGAAUGCAUCACCUCAUCCUUCAGAGCAUAGCAUGUCUGUUACCUCCCCUCUUCUUGAUUUGGAAAAGGAAUCUGAGAUAUCAAGUGGUGAAGGGUCUCAAAAUAGGGUCAUAGAAUUAGAAGAUGAAGUGAAAGAUGAGUAUAGCAUUAAUGAUAGUCCCAUUGAACAAGUGAGGCUAACAGUUCCAAUCACUGAUGACCCUUCUCAGCCAGCACUCACUUUCAGGACUUGGAUUCUAGGACUAGCUUCAUGUGUGCUCCUUGCAUUUGUCAAUCAAUUCUUAGGUUACAGAACCAACCCUUUGAAAAUCACUUCUGUCUCAGCUCAGAUUAUUACACUCCCACUUGGGAAACUUAUGGCUGCAACACUUCCCACAAAACCAAUUCAACUCCCUUUCACAGAUUUGUCCUUUUCGUUGAAUCCGGGGCCAUUCUCUUUGAAGGAACAUGCGUUGAUAACCAUUUUUGCUAGCUCGGGAUCUAGUGGUGUUUAUGCAAUUAGCAUAAUCACAAUAGUUAAGGCUUUCUAUCACAAAAACAUACAUCCUGUAGCGGCUUAUUUGUUAGCGCUAUCGACUCAGAUGCUAGGGUAUGGAUGGGCUGGAAUUUUCAGAAGGUUCCUUGUUGAUUCCCCUUACAUGUGGUGGCCUGAAAACCUUGUGCAAGUGUCCCUUUUUAGAGCAUUUCAUGAAAAAGAAACAAGGCCUAAAGGAGGAACUUCUAGGCUGCAAUUCUUUUUCAUAGUCUUUGUAGCUAGCUUUGCAUAUUACAUUGUCCCGGGCUACUUUUUCCAAGCAAUAUCAGCUGUGUCUUUUGUUUGCUUGAUUUGGAAAGAUUCCAUAACAGCACAACAGAUCGGAUCGGGCAUGAAAGGCCUUGGCAUUGGUUCAUUUGGCUUGGACUGGAACACGGUUGCUGGCUUCUCAGGUAGUCCUUUGGCUGUGCCUGGUUUUGCCAUCAUCAACAUAAUGGCUGGAUUUUUAUUGUAUAUGUAUGUUUUGAUUCCAAUUGCUUAUUGGAACAAUUUGUAUGAAGCUAAAAAAUUUCCCCUCAUUAGCUCUCACACAUUUGACUCUACCGGUGCGACUUACAACGUUACUCGGAUCCUCAAUACCGAAACUUUCGACAUUGAUAUGGACAGUUACAACAAUUACAGCAAGAUCUAUCUUAGUAUCAUAUUUGCGUUUCAGUACGGAUUGGGCUUUGCAACUCUUACAGCCACAAUUUCGCAUGUUGUCCUCUUCCACGGAGAAAUGAUUCUCCAGAUGUGGAAAAAGUCGGCAAGUUCACUAAAAAACCAACUCGGAGACAUCCAUACAAGAAUUAUGAAGAAAAACUAUGAACAAGUUCCUGAAUGGUGGUUUGUUUCCAUUCUAAUUCUAAUGGUUAUGAUGGCUUUAGUAGCUUGUGAAGGCUUUGGCAAGCAACUUCAACUUCCGUGGUGGGGAAUCUUACUUGCUCUAGCAAUUGCAUUAGUUUUCACAUUACCAAUUGGUGUCAUCGAAGCAACAACAAACACAAGAUCUGGUCUCAAUGUGAUCACUGAGUUGGUUAUCGGUUUCAUCUAUCCAGGAAAGCCACUAGCUAAUGUAGCUUUCAAAACAUACGGCCAUAUCAGCAUGCUUGUAGGCACUGUAGUUGCUUCAUCUGUUAACUUUGGAACGGCAUGGUGGCUUCUAACAUCUAUCGAGAACAUAUGCGAUGAAUCAUUGUUGCCGAAAGGUAGUCCUUGGACAUGUCCUGGUGAUGAUGUGUUCUAUAAUGCUUCCAUCAUAUGGGGGGUUGUAGGGCCAAAAAGAAUGUUUACUAAAGACGGCAUUUAUCCUGGAAUGAAUUGGUUUUUCCUUAUUGGUCUAAUUGCACCUGUUCCAGUGUGGCUUCUAUCUAUCAGAUUUCCUAACCACAAGUGGAUUCAACUUAUUAACUUUCCUAUUAUCAUCGCAGGUGCAUCUAGCAUUCCACCUAGGAGAUCUGUGAAUUAUAUUAGUUGGGGAAUUGUUGGAAUAUUUUUCAAUUUCUAUGUUUACAGAAAGUUCAAAGGUUGGUGGGCUAGACAUACUUAUAUUCUUUCAGCUGGUUUAGAUGCUGGAGUUGCUUUUAUGGGUUUAUUACUCUAUUUUGCUCUUCAAUCUUAUGGUAUAUUUGGUCCAACAUGGUGGGGUCUUGAAGCAGAUCACUGCCCUUUGGCAGGAUGCCCUACAGCUCCAGGUAUACAUGCAGAGGGUUGUCCUGUCAUUAACUUCCAUGUUACCAUUCCAUCACCAGCAUUGCCAAGUUAA
Molecule: messenger RNA, 2286 nt
Organism: Vicia faba (fava bean)
Lineage: Eukaryota; Viridiplantae; Streptophyta; Magnoliopsida; Fabales; Fabaceae
Source: the annotation of a GenBank genome assembly